Messenger RNA from Hirsutella rhossiliensis, 2505 nucleotides. Its product is annotated as acyltransferase domain-containing protein. Gene Ontology annotation, cellular component: mitochondrial membrane. The transcript is spliced from 3 exons. Bases 1 to 2505 code for a protein of 834 amino acids. The record is from RefSeq and is a predicted model, not a curated record. NCBI's taxonomy places the organism in Eukaryota, Fungi, Ascomycota, Sordariomycetes, Hypocreales, Ophiocordycipitaceae.
AUGGCCAACAACGACGACUCAUUCGACCCGGCCAGCAGCUCGGCCCCCGAUCUCCAGAUCCUCGGCGACGAGAUCACCCUGCAGCCCAGCGGCUAUGUCGAGCCGCAGGGUGCCGCUCACGAGGGCAAAGAGCAGGCUCUGCUCAACCAGUUUGCUUCCUUUCGCACCGAGCCGCUUCAAUUCCUCCGUGAAGUGUCUCUAUACGUGUCUGGUCAAGGAUGGCGUGCCUACGAUCGAGUGGUUGGACAACCCGUCUUCUACCCUGGCUUCUCCGACAACAUGAAGUCUUCCGUGCUCUCCGCCCCUCUGCUCCAAGAACGCAUCGCCUUGCUGGCCGAGAACCGUGUGGCCGUCGAGGAGAGGGAGGGCUUCUUCAACAAGAACCACAAGGACUAUAGCAUAAAGCGCGCACAGCGGCGGAGCGUGCUGGAAGGCGGCCUUCAAGAAGUUGCAGAGAAGCUCACCGACGACAUGAUCUGCAAGAUGGAGAGCAAGACCUUUAUCCGCGGAGCCUACUACCUCGUGACGCAACUCCUGACACGCGCUUACCACCAAGGCAUCCACGUCUCCAGCGAAGAGGUGCUUCGCCUGCGCAAGGUUGCCGAUAUCGCUGCCAAGAAGAAGCAAAGCAUAGUCUUUCUGCCCAGCCACCGGUCACACGUCGACUAUGUCUCCUUGCAACUAAUAUGCUACCGACUCGGGCUCACCCUCCCAGUCGUCGUCGCCGGGGACAACCUCAACUUCCCUCUCGUCGGGAGCUUCCUGCAGCACGCGGGCGCCAUGUGGAUCAGGCGGUCUUUUGGCGACGAUGCCCUGUACACCGCCUUGAUCCAGUCAUAUGUAGACACGCUGCUGCAGGAGGGCUACAACUUCGAGUGCUUCAUCGAAGGUGGCCGAUCGCGCACCGGCAAGCUGCUCCCGCCAAAGUUCGGCAUCCUCAGCUUCAUUCUCGACAGCAUCCUUUCUGGCCGUGUCGACGACGCCAUCAUUUGCCCCGUCAGCACCCAAUACGACAAGGUCAUCGAGACCGAGGGCUAUGUCACUGAGCUCCUGGGCAUUCCCAAGAAGAAGGAGAACCUGGCUGAUUUCCUCUCGGGCGGCUCCUCGGUCCUCUCGUUGCAGCUGGGGAGGGUCGAUGUGCGGUUCCAUGAGCCCUGGAGCCUUCGCAAGUUCAUCGAUGAGCAACUGUCGCGGCUGUCCAAAGUUCCGGCCGGCCUAGACACGGAUCACCACAACCCUGAAGUCAGGGCGGUUCGGGAGAAGAUCUUGCGCACCCUGGGCUACAAGGUCCUCGGAGACAUCAACGAUGUGUCCGUAGUCAUGCCCACGGCGCUCAUCGGCACCGUUCUCCUGACCCUCCGAGGCCGUGGGGUCGGCAAGCAGGAGCUGAUGCGCCGUGUUGAGUGGCUUACAGCCCGCACCCGUGCCAAGGGCGGCCGCGUGGCUCAUUUCGGCAACGCGCCUCUGUCCGAGAUUGUCGAUCGAGGACUGGAAGUCUUGGGCAAGGAUCUCGUGGGUGUGCUUGAUGACCUGGCGGAGCCCACCUACUUUGCCGUUGACCGGUUCCAACUCUCAUUCUAUCGCAACAUGACGAUCCAUCUCUUCAUAUACGAGGCACUGGUUAGCGUGUCCAUGUACACGCGCGUCAAACGCGGGGGCGGGCCGUCGAUGCAGGACAUUUCCUUUGAAGACCUCAAAGCACACGUGCUCUUCCUCUCGUCCUUGUUUCGCGGCGAAUUCAUCUUCUCAGGGGCAGGUCUGGCAGUCAACCUGGACAAGACGCUGCGUGGCUUGGAAGCCGACCACGUGGUGCGUCUCGACCGUGACGCCAGCGGCAACAUCACGACCGUUGGCCUGUCCAACGAGGAGCGGAAGGCGGGUCGGGAGAACUACGACUUUUACUGCUUUCUCCUCUGGCCCUUUAUCGAGGCCAGCUGGCUGGCCGCCGUGUCUCUCAUGGGCCUUACACCCCCUCUGGGUGAAAAUGGCGACAUUUGGAUUGAGCAGACAAAGACGCAAGACAGCGCGCAGCUGCUCGGCAAGACGCUCUACCACCAGGGCGACCUCUCUUACUUUGAGGCAGUCAACAAGGAGACGCUCAAGAACUCGUACACGCGCUUCGAGCAAGAUCAAAUGGUCCACGUGGUCAAGUCCAAGGACCCCAAAAUCCCGCCCCGCAUCCAGCUGGAUCCUUCGUGGCGGCCGUCUCGCGACUCCAAGACGGGAGCACUGCUGGCCGAGGGCAAGCUGUGGGACUUUACGGAGAAGAUUGCAAGUGCCCGCCGCGAGGGUAAGAACCGGCGCGACGGCGCGACGGUCAGCUCGCGCGUGCUACACCUGACGGAUCAACUGGGCCGCAGGCUGUUUGAGGAGGCUGCCGAGGGCGAAAAGGGCGGCAAGGCCAAAGUGCCGAGUCGCCUGAGCCGCGAGGACCAGGAGACGCUGAAGCGAAGCGUCCAGGAGGGGAGGCGCAGGAGGAAGCUGGACGGGAGGGCUCACCUGUAG